AGCCAGCUUCAGCGGGCUGAACAUGCGAGACCUCUCGCCCCUGAAAAUAUCUGAAAUAAUGUUCGGUGAAUUGGAAGAUGCGGAUCCUUACCCUCCUCCUCCAGCACCAAAUUCACCUACUCCGGCACUUUCUUCUCAUACGUCAACAACAUCUUCUGGUCAUGCACCAAAUUCUACUUUCCUUGCACCAAAUCCUUCUAUUCUGGCACCCAACUCUUCGACCAAUGAGUUACUGUCACAUCGCAUCGCCCGUCAUCUGGCCCUUAAGACAGACGUUGUUCUCAAAAGUCAACAGCGGGGUGAACCCGAGUUAUCAACUGAAGAGAAAAUCGCCAUUGCCUUGCAAAUGAUGAUGGAGUCACCUUCUCAGUUUCUGUACAGAUUUGGUCGACAUUUACUAUUAGAACAUUUGGAACUUUUUGAAGAAUCAGCUGUGCAAGAUUCUCUGGUCGCGCAUUAUCUUGCUGAAACUCGAGCCAAACUCGACAACACGAAACACAAAACCGUUGUCCGUAAUCGACGUUGGGCUGCCGUUCAGAGAUUAAAGGACGCCUCGUUAUCCACGACCUCAUCAUCCUCUCGAACGAACCAAUCUAAUAACUUGACAGAGUUUAAUCAUGAAGAUUAUUUUAGCGAAUCUGAAAUGAAGAAAAGAAAUCCGCUACUGUACCAGCAACUUGUAGGCCAGCAUCUCACCGAGGACGAACGCCAGGCACAGAAGCAGAAUUUCGACAGAUCGGAUUGCCGAUUCACCACAAUUAUCUAUGACCACCUCGACCAAUGUUUCGAAAAAGAGUUGCAGAAAGAGCAAGAAGAGCGGGAGGACGACAUGUUUGAAGAGGAAGAAGAGUCUGAGGAGGAGGACGAAGAAGCGAUGGAUGAUGACGCUGAAGCUACGAGCUUGCAUCCUGAUCACAAAACUUUGCUUAGGGAAGAGUUCAUGUCAUCGAUGUAUCAUUCGUUCAUCUCCGGCAAGGAUGAAUCCUUCAACUACAAAGCUGUGGACGAAAACGAGGACUUGGAUUUAUUGGAGGUGGAAGCUCGUGACAAAGAAGAGGAGUAUUUCGACGAUGAGCAACCAUGUGCAGCGACUCCCAUGUGCAGCGCCCCUGAGAGCCCUGUCUUGCCACGACAUUUUCGCGAACGUGUUGAGCAGAAACAAAGUGCAAAUAUUGUGAAAGUUUGCACCGAUAACUCCCUUAUGCCAUCGAGUGAAAUGAAUCACGUUCUGACAAACGUUUUUCCUCAUGUGCAGAAUCACGAUGAAAAUUUACCGCAUGUAGAAUCAUUAACUUUGAACUAAAAUAAAUUUUCAGACUUUA
Molecule: messenger RNA, 1322 nt
Organism: Hyalella azteca
Lineage: Eukaryota; Metazoa; Arthropoda; Malacostraca; Amphipoda; Hyalellidae
Product: coiled-coil domain-containing protein 97
Exons: 6
Coding region: 23-1303 (426 amino acids)
Source: RefSeq, a predicted model, not a curated record